Molecule: messenger RNA, 1514 nt
Organism: Cajanus cajan (pigeon pea)
Lineage: Eukaryota; Viridiplantae; Streptophyta; Magnoliopsida; Fabales; Fabaceae
Product: homeobox protein knotted-1-like 1
Biological process (GO): regulation of DNA-templated transcription
Cellular component (GO): nucleus
Molecular function (GO): DNA binding; DNA-binding transcription factor activity, RNA polymerase II-specific
Source: RefSeq, a predicted model, not a curated record
GUCUUCUGCCUUUGCACUUGUGUAGUGUAGUGUAGUGUUGCCAGAUACAUCACACCAUAAACACACACACACACUCUCUCUCUCCUUUUCCUCAGGUUUUAUUGGAAAAGAAAAACCAACGUCUUGUCCCUUUCCAAGUGCCGUGAGUAAUAACCCAACUUUCUCCUCUCACCCUUCCUUUUCAUCAAUCCAUCAACAACACACCAUUUUCUUCACUCAUUCUAUUUUUCAAACCUACAACAAACCUGCAUGCUUUCCACUUUCCACACUAAGCUAGAUCUUUUUCUUGCUUUUCCACAACGUGUUUCGUUUUCUACAAUUUGACUAUUCAUGAGAGCUGGACUCAACUUUAGACCUACUUCCUUCACUGCAUAUAGUUGAUUGCCCUUGCUAGAUAGAGAUAUAUAUCAUGGAAGAUUUUUACAAGUUGAACCCUCUUCUGUCUUGCCCUGAGGAUGUUGUUAGAGAAGUCAACGUUACUGCUGCAUCUGAAUUAAAUCUAGGACUUGUGGCUAAUAACUUCCUUCACCUCCAACACCCCCAAACUUCGGAUCGCUUCAUCAAGACUCAGAUCUCUACUCACCCUCUCUUUCCAAAUCUAGUAUCUGCUUACAUAGACUGUCGGAAGGUUGGAGCACCACCAGAACUAGCUUCAAUUCUUGAAGAAAUAUCCUGUGAAAGACAUUCUACGGAUUCUGUUCGUGAGAUAGGUGAUGAUCCUGAGCUUGACGAGUUUAUGGAGUCAUACUGCGAAGUUCUUCAUAGAUACAAGCAGGAGUUGUCCAAGCCAUUCAAUGAAGCCACCUUGUUUUUAUGUAAUAUCGAAUCACAACUCAGCAAUCUCUGCAAGGGAACACUAACAAUGCCACUGGAGAACAAUCGCUCAGAUGAAGCAGCUGGGACAUCAGAGGAUGAAUUAAAUUGGGAGAAAGUGGAAGCAGUUGAAGGUUACGAAUCUUCUGCCCCACGUCCAGGUGAUCAAGAGCUUAAAGAAAUGCUCCUUCGUAAAUACGGUGGCUAUCUUAGCAGCUUGAGAAAGGAAUUUCUAAAAAAAAGGAAAAAGGGUAAGCUACCAAAGGAUGCAAGGAUGAUACUCAUGGACUGGUGGAACGCCCAUUAUAGAUGGCCUUAUCCUACGGAGGAGGAGAAAGUGCAACUAUCAGAAAUGACUGGACUUGAUCAAAAGCAGAUCAACAAUUGGUUCAUCAAUCAGAGGAAACGGCAUUGGAAACCAUCUGAGGACAUGCGAUUUGCCAUUAUGGAUGGUGUAAGUGGCAGCAACAUAGGACAAACUAUGUAAUUUAUUUCUGCACAUGCAUGAUUCUUGCAUUGCUAGUUGCUACUUGUAACUUUUUUUGGAGUGAUAUGAGUGUGUAUACUAUUCCGCAAGCAAGAUAUUAUUUUUUGGAACCUGCACUUGUAAGCUAAGUAGCUAGGUCCCUUCUUAUGCAAGAGUGUAAAAAUUGUAGCUAUAUAUAUAUAUGACAAUCAUAAUCUAUCAAUGUUCCUGAAUU